Messenger RNA from Somion occarium, 1481 nucleotides. Lineage: Eukaryota; Fungi; Basidiomycota; Agaricomycetes; Polyporales; Cerrenaceae. The record is from the annotation of a GenBank genome assembly.
AUUAUGAUAGUUAGUAUCAUUCAUGGAAGCAUGACACAACUAGCGUGGCGCGUACCUUGGCCGAGGUCGCACCUUUCAAACUUGAAUUGACCGUUUUGGAGAAGACACAUAUAGCGUCGAUUCACUCGAUCAUUAUGCAUGGGGCUUAGGCUUAGGCACGGUAUUCUUCCGGCCCGAUCGUGAUUAUAGUCGUGUUCGCGGUGAUUUGACUUCAUUUAAUCUUGGUCUAACCAAAAUGAUAUAUCAUGGUUGGCAUUCACCAUGUCGUCCCCAAAGCAAGAAUUACCUACCCAUACGCAAGUCUUGACCGUUCAGAAAGCUAGGACGGCGGCUGGCGGAAAGUCUGUGUACCCUAAUGACGCCGUACUCGAAACCAAGCCAGUUCCCAAGCUUGGGAAGGGAUAUGUUCUCGUAAAGAUUAACGCAGCUGGAUUCAAUCAUAGAGACCUUUGGAUUCGCAAGGGUCAAUACCCAAGUAUCAUUCAUGGUAGCACUUUCGGUGCAGAUGGAGCUGGGGUCGUCAUUGCCUCUGGAGAUGAGAACGACCCUCUCGUGAACAAAAGAGUAUUUCUCGUGCCUACCCGCGGAUGGGAAAACGACCCUUACGCACCGGAGUCUCCAAAGUUCACCAUCCUUGGGGGUGGAGGAUUUAUGUCACCACUGGGUACCUUUGCACAAUAUGUUGUGGUAGAACGAGACCAAGUUAUACCUUCCCCCGAUCAUCUGGACGAUGAACACAUCUCUGCAUGGCCAGUGGGCGGAGUCACCGCUUGGAGAGCAGUUGUUAUCAAUGCAUUGGUAAAGAAAGGUGACAAUGUCCUCAUUACCGGCAUAGGCGGAGGCGUUGCCUUGAUUGCCUUGCAAUUGUGCGUUGCUCUUGGUGCCAACGUUUAUGUAUCUUCCGGUAACGAGGAGAAGAUACGUAAAGCCGUCUCUCUCGGUGCCAAAGGCGGCGUUAACUACAAAGCUGAUGACUGGUCCUCCGAGCUGGAGGCUCUGCUCAGGAAGCAACAGGGGCCAACUGCUGCGCUCUCUGCCAUUAUUGACUCCGGUGGCGGGGAUCUUAUGACUAGGCUUGGUAGGCUCCUCAAGUCUGGAGGCCGCGUUGUUGUAUACGGCAUGACUGCCAACCCGAAGAUGACCUUUACUAUGCGUGAAGUGCUGAAGAACCAACAGCUUAUUGGUUCCACAAUGGGAUCUCACAAGGACCUCAUCGAAGCUACUGAGUUCCUGGCCGAGCACAAGAUUGUGCCAGUCGUAUCACAUAUACUAGAUGGACUGGAAGCCGCAGAGGAGGGAUUCGACCUCAUAGCAAGGGGUGAACAGUUUGGGAAGGUUGUGAUCCGAGUUAAGCAUGCUACUACGGUCCCGGCCAAGCUAUGACGACGGUAUGACAGUCGCCACUUAUAUCGUUGUGCAUGUACCCGUAUCUCCCUAGCAGAAUAAAAGAGUUGGACUGCAUGUUGCAGGCGUGGCAAGUU